Messenger RNA from Pelobates cultripes (western spadefoot toad), 23193 nucleotides. The record is from the annotation of a GenBank genome assembly. Lineage: Eukaryota; Metazoa; Chordata; Amphibia; Anura; Pelobatidae.
CCAUGAAACUUUACACUCAUUAACAUACCAAGUGUUUAGAGACAGAGUAACGAUAAACCAGCCCCACUGGCACAUAGAGAAAUACUUAUUAUUAUUAAGUUACAGGAGACGCUGGAUACUAUAAACACAUCAUAUAAUGGCGGCAGAGUUUGACGAGGAGACGUUACACGAGCUCUACACAUGGGUGGACAAAAUUCCUCUUUCUAGACCCAAAAAGAAUAUCACUAGGGAUUUCAGUGAUGGAGGUUUGUAUCUGUGUGUGUGUUACUUUGUAUACUUUAUGUCAUAGAAUCAGAGAACACUGACAGCCACGCUUGGAAUAAGGUUAAAAAUUGUAGGGAAACUAUGUGUGGGUCAAAAUAAUAAUAAUAAAAUAAUAGUUACUGUAAUAUUGCUUUUAAUAAUUCCCUUUAUAAAUGCAAAGAAAACAGUGACUUUAAAAUAGUGAGCAUCAUUUUAGCACCGUUUAUAAAGGCACUGCAUUAAAAAGAGUGUACUUUUCAUUACAGCGCUGAGUACACUACCGUGUCCCCUUAAACCUCACUGACAGUGCCCCCCUAAACCUCACUGACAGUGCCCCCAUAAACCUCACUGACAGUGCCCCCUUAAACUUCACUGACAGUGCCUCCCUAAUCCUCACUGACUGUGACAGUGCCCCAUAGCCUCACUGACAGUGCCCCCCUGACAAUUGCCCCAUAGACCUCACUGAAUGUACCCCCUAAACCUCACUGACGAAUUGCCCCAUAGCUCUAACUUGGUACAGUGCCCCCCUAAACGUCCCCCGUAGACGUCACUGAUAGUGCCCCCCUAAACCACACUGACAGUGCCCCCAUAGAACCCACUGACAGUGCCCCCCUAAACCCCACUGACAGUGCCCCCAUAGCUCUCACUGACAGUACAGCCAUAAACCUCACUGACAGUGCCCUCAUAGACCCCACUGAUAGUGCCCUUAUAAACCUCACUGACAGUGCCCCCCUAAACCCCACUGAUAGUGCCCCCAUAGACAUCACUGAUAGUGCCCCCCUAAACCUCACUGACAGUGCCCCCCUAAACCCCACUGAUAGUGCCCCCGUAGACGUCACUGAUAGUGCCCCCCUAAACCACACUGACAGUGCCCCCAUAGAACCCACUGAUAGUGCCCCCUAAACCCCACUGACGCUGGACAUGCUGGGCACAGUAUACUUAAUUCCUAAAUAACACCGUCAGGAUUAUUCACUGAAGUGUUAAUUGUCAGUAGUAAAAUAAUUCAAACUGAAUUUUAGAAUUUGGGCUUAAAUAGCGGCUUAUGAAAAAAAUUGAAAUUUGUCUUUUUUCCAAUACACGAUUUUGGCCUAACAUUGUGUGUGCACUCUGAAUUCCCUACAAAUCACACUUUGGUUAAAACCGUGCCAGAGAAUAAACGUGUCACUAGGAAACGUUCUCUUCUUCUCCCGGUAAACAACGAUUAGCAUCUCAUUUUACAUAAUCAUUCACACUGCGUUAAAAUAUGAUCAGAAUGUAUAUUCACGCAAAUCAACCUUUAUAUAACCUUCAUAUUCAUUUCUGCAGAAAAAGGGAAGUAGAAGAAAUCAAAUACCAAACAAAAAACAGGUGUGCAAUGAGAAUGCACUUAGUGUCCUGAGGGCUAAUAUGUUUGAGGAGUAUAUUAUGCAAAGGGUAGUUGUUACUGGGAAAAGCCUUCCAGUGGGUGUGGUAAUAACAACAGACAUUGAGAUUUAGCUACUAAACACCAACUUGUCGUCAACUGAAAAAGCUGUUACUAUCAGAAAUGGAGUAUUUCUCAAAAUCAUCACUUGACUCUAAAUGUUAUAAUUUGUUUUUCAAUUUACUUCAAUUUGUUAUAUAGUAAAUAGACCUCUAACUGACUUAUAACAUAUAUAAACCCACUCACAAGAAGCUAAUUGGUAUAAUUAAUAAUUGGAUCAUAGUAUACCCCCCCUUCCCCCUUCCUCCUUCCCCCUUCCCAAGGCUUUUGAGGGCUCUGUGAAUGCUCUGUCAUGCUGUGCAGGCCGCUGUGAUGGUGGUUGGGGGAUAUAUGAUGUCACCAAAAAGCCUUUUGCUUUAACCAUCCUAAGUCAAACAUUUUCAUCCCUCCCCUGAAUCCAGGUAGAUGGAUUUAAAGCCUUUCAAUUCAUAUUAAUGGACCCAGACCACUUAAUCUCGUUGAAUGGUGCAGAGAACCUGUCGUAUUAACCUUCGGAUUUAAAACAUUGCAGUUUUUUUUUUUUUUUAGAAACUGCAAUGCUUUUCGUUGCAGGGUUAAAGAGACACUCAUCUUCAGAUCUUCGAAAUGAAGUUGGUGCAAGGAGGUCCCCAGGCCUUUUCUAACCUGAAGAGGUUAAACCGCUUUCAAAUGGUUUAACUCCAAAGGUUGGAUCCAUUGUCAGAUCUCCAAACUUUCCAGCGACAUCGAGCUUCUGAAAUUCAGGAAGUGCUGACUGCCACUGGCAGGGGCAAUGGAUCUUUUCAGCACUGGAGACUGUUAGGUUAAGCGUUUAAUUCACACAUUUUUAAUGCAAACAAGGGAGGACUUAUAUCUGAAUGUGGACAGGGACACUAUAGCAUUUUUAAUACAAGUUUGUAUCUGCAACGCUAUAGUGUUCCUUAACUCAUAUAAUGACCGCUUUCUCUCUGCACAAUGCAGUUUCAGCUUUGUAGUAUCAGUAAUUAACCUCACAUGCCCCAGGACAUCCCAGAGUCCUCCCCAGCUAAAAUGCAGAUAUGUUAACUGCCCACUUGUGUUAUUAAGUAUUUAUUAAGGUUCUGCUGGCAAUGAGCUCGUCACACAAUGCACACAGAUACAGUUACACCCAGAUAAUUAACAGAACACGAAUAACAGAUCCUGUCUGACUGUCUGACUGAGCUUGCAAUCAGAUUAGCAAGAACCACUGGAGGCUCAUCCAGAGAGGCACUUGGGUCAAGCCCCACCAGUUUUUAUGUGGGGAAAAAUUAUUUGCAGUAGCUUUGAAAAAUAAAGAUUAUUUUCUGGACCAGAGGGUGGUAAACCAAAAAAAUCUGGGGAAAAAAUUAGUGUUUCUUUAAUUCUGUAAUAGUUUUCAGUCCUGCAGGGCCAGGGCCAUAUUAAGAGUCAAUUGGGCUGGUGCUGACAAUUAUGAUGGGCCUAAUUAUAGACUCGUAUCAACAGAAAACACUAAAACAGUUAUUCCUCCCAAGCGUCAUGUAUCUGGUGGAGAUGGUGCUGGAGGGAAACUCACAGGAUAUAGCUAUCAGAAAACACAUACCCUAAGCUAAUUUCUCACUUUCAUCUUUUAAGGAAAUCCAUACCCCCUAACAGCAGUGAAUCCAUACCCCCUAUCAGCAGUGAAUCCAUACCCUCUAACAGCAGUGUCCGGUGAAGCAGGAUUUCGGUGGCCGGGCCACUAACUCGAAUCACCCAAAUGGGCAAACAUGCCUAAAACAAUCUUCCUGAGGAAUUAGGGCAGCCUGGCGUGAAUGCACAUCAUGCUGCCUUGCCAAUCAUGCAGGUUGGCCACCUAAGGACAUACUAUACAGACAGCACCCUGAGCUUGGCAUUAAUGCGUCUAAUGAUGCGCUAGCUCUAGGCUUUCUUAGCACUGUCUCCUAGCACUCACUGGUCCACUCCUCUCCUAACUUCCUUACUAGAGAGAAUCUUCUGUUAUACAGUCUGGGACAGAGAACAUGUAGGUAGUGAGUGUAGAAGAAAGGGAACAUGCCACCAAGUUAGAGAGACUGAGAGACUGAAGCAGCAAGAGUAUUUGCAUAGUCCACACAAGUUUUGUUUUCCUACAUAGACAUGUGAAAUGUAGUGUAAAAAAUAAAAUUACAAAUUUACCCCACUCCCUCUAGCAUGUACGCUCCUUGAGCAGGGCCCUCAACCCCUCUGUUCCUAUGUGUCCAACAUGUCUAGUUACAACUACAUGUUUGUUCGUCCACCAACUGUAAAGCGCUACGGAAUUUCAUGACGCUAUAUAAAUAAUAACAUAACAUUUUUAGCGAUGGACCUAUUCCAUGGGAAUGGAGCUGGAGCUGCAGCUCCAUCAGCCCCUAUGUAAAUCCAGCCCUGUGCAGGGCCCCUCCCCCCUCAUUGGUAGCUGUUUGGAGGAGCUUUUCUGACAGAUUCUAGGCACGUCAAUGGGUCUGUUUUGAAAACUGCCCAGUUUCAGCAGGUUUUGCAGGAUACACUAAUAUGCCCAACACACAGAACCUUAGAACGGCCGGAUUUAACGUAUAAAAAGAAAAGGCUGAGGUCAAGAAUACAGAUAUUAUAAACGGUAUGAAAGCCAAAGAUCAAGGAAUAUAGAAGUCAGAAUGGUCAGGAGCCAAGCCAAAGGUCAAGUGCUCGGAAUAGUUAGUAGGAAAGCCAAGGUCAAAAACCACGACAGGGCACAGAGAAAUGAAGGAAAAAGGUUUAAAUAGCCUAAGGUGCUCCUUGAUUGGCUGCAAGGGAGCACGUGACAGUGAACGUUUGUGAGUGUGAAGUCACACACACGCUCCCAUAGUUAGGCACUCACAGGGUUAAGUAAGAACCUUAAAAGGUUCUUACUUUCAGCGGCCGGUGUCUCUAAUGAUUACAGACCCGGCCGCUGUGUGAGGGGAGGAGUGCCUGUCAGAGGACAGCAGGCAUCGUAGGAAGAGGUAAGUGAUCGGCGGCAUUCCCAUUACCACGUGGGAAUGCAGCCGCAACGAGAUGUGCCUGCUGGGUCCCAGUCCGCUCCCGGGCAGGAGAGGCCUCGGCGGGCGCUUUGAGACAGGGUGAGUAUUCGGCGGCAUUCCCCUUGCGGUGUGUGAAUGCAACCACUACGAGAUGCGCUCGCUGGUACCCAUACCGCUCUCUGGCAGGAGCGGGCCGGCAGGCGGCAUGACACCUAGUCUCCUUUAAGAAGGCAUUUCAGGAAUUUCCAUUGAGUUGCCAUUUAAGCAGCAGGGCCAGCUACCCAUAAGUGGUGGCAUGCGAUUGGCCUCUCGAUUCAGGGUCCAUCAUAUGGCUGAUAGCACCAGGGUUCGCACUGCCCCCAGGAGAGAGAAGCAAGAAGCCAUCUUGGAAGCAGUACAGAGAGAGCACAGCAGCAGCUCCUGUCAGAUGUAAGUGUAUAAUAUUAUCUUGUUCUCUGCCCCAAUAGACCCAGUGACUGCCUGAUGGCUGAUUAAGCAAGGGACGUUACUCAAACAAAUGUGUGUAUAUAUAUAUAUAAAGCCAGGGGUGGCUAGGGGAGGGGGAUUUCACACCAAGCACUGUGCUGCCUGUCACUAGUAGUUUUAAUAACACCCACUGCACAUACCCACCAUCUCAGUGCUCAGUCACUCUACAGCUGAGACCCAAGAUACUCAUGCUGUGGCUAGUUAAAAUUGUGUGAAGCUUCAAACUGCAGGACUGGGGCUGUGACUCUGAGGACUAAUCUGAUUGUUGUGCCCCACUUAUUUUAUUGUAUGAGUAUCUCUGUUUUAUGCUCAGCUCUCUGUAUUGUGUGAGUGUCACGAAACCGGGGAAUGCUGCUGAAUACUUACCUUUCCUACAGACGCCCGGGAGCGGACUGAGACACGGCGGCACUCCUCGGUCUGGCGGCAUUUCCAAGUGGUAAUGGGAAUGCCGCCAAUCAUUCACCUGAACUGGAUGGUAGCUCCUCCUCCUCACCCAGCGGCCGGGUCUGCAAUCAUUAGAGACGCCGGCCGCUGCAGCUUUGAAGAUUUUAAGGGUUUUACAAUGUAAUCCUUAAAAUGCCAUAUCAGUUUUAAUCUUGUAGGUGUAUCACAUACACGCCCAUGAUCACAUGCUUCCCUGCAGCCAAUCAUGGAGCCCCUUAAACUAUAUAAACCUGUUUUGUCCAUUUCUCUGUGCCCUGUCGUGGUUUCCAUUGUGGUUAUCCGAGAGUGCGUUCCUUGUAUUGAUUCUUGUGUAUUGACCUUGGCUUCCCUUUUGACUAUUCUGAUAUCUCCAUUCCUUGACUUGUGGCUUGUCCAUUGUUUAUGUUAUUUCUACGUCUUGUCUUUAUCCUGUCUUGUGUUUUUUUUCCUUUAUACGUUAAAUCCGGACAUUCUAAGGCCCGGUAAUACCUCUUAGGAAUUUUCUUCAUAUCUACUUAAGUUCUGCUUGUUGGGCAUCAACAGUAAUCCUGACAUUGAAUAUCCCUACUGUAUAGGGAGAAGUAAAAUCCGAGGGUGGAGUCUGGCUCAACACUAAGUUAAAACUUCACCAGCCGCCACUGAUAACAACAUGGAACAACACUGGAGCAUGGUGCAAAACAGGGAGGCACAUCCUCCAAGUUUCCAUGGUAACUGCUUUUUGUUUCGCCACUUGCCCAACUUCUAUAUAGUCUUUUAUCCCUUAAAAUCAGUCUCCAGAGAAGUGGCAUGGGUGAAGUACAGCUUCCAGGCUUCCUGAGACACAGACUCCCUGCAGGGUCGGAUUACAUGGCAGGGGUAUGUACGCACAACAUUCUAAGGCACCCUCUGCUCACAAACCCCCCAAAAGGGAGAUAAAGUGAGUAUAAUGGAUUUAUUACUUGGGCAUUGCAGGCCUAAACCAUCUAAAAACAUAUUCAUAUUUCACUACUCCGUAUGUACAAAUGUCUGUAUGUGCAUAUUUCUUCUCUGCUUGUAAUGUAUUGUGUGUGAAUCUGUGAGUACAUGGAGUGUAUGUACAGUGUAAAUGCAACGCAGGGUUAAAGAUAAAGUUAGACAUGGAUAGAGUUAAAGUUAAAGAGGGGUUAACAUUAGAGUUAAAUUACAUGGGGUGUCUAGUGUUUUAAGAUGAUUAACAGCUUAGAUGGGGUUAAAGUUGUAGUAUAAAGGCUAUGUAGGAUUAUUGGGAUAAGUGUUAGAAUGGGGUACAUGAGGUGUUUAGUAAAACCUAAGGGGUUUAUUUUCAGGUUAAGGCUUUGAGUGCUGGAGUUUGAAGGGUUAUUGGUAAAGUGUUCUAUACCGCAGUCAGUUUCAUAUUAGAGUUGCAGGAGCUGUUAUACAGUGUGCAUCGCUCAGAGCUCCCCUGCUCCCCCAGCAAGGCAUUUCCGGUAUGAGAGGCUGUUAGUGGGCAGAUGGGAAGUGAUCCCUUCCACUUACUGUCCAGCCUCUCACACAGACACUGGAGGAUCUGGGACAAAGAGGUUUUAAACCUCUAGCUCUGAUAUUAAAAGAACACUAUAGUGUCAUAUAUUCCUGACAUUAUAGUGGUAAAAUGGCUAUUUAGGUCACCGGCCCACUAUCUUGACUUUUGAAAGGUGGGUUUUCUUACCUUUUUUCCAGCGUCUGCCAUCUUGCCACGGCUGGACCCACCUCUGAUCUCUGCCAAUCCAAUGUUUCCUAUAGGAAAGCAUUGGGAGGCUAUUGCACCUGUGCGUCUAAAUGCUGCACUGAGCCAAUCAGCAUCUCUUCCUCAUUGAAUCAAUGCAUCUCUAUGGGGAACGUUCAGUGUCGCUAUACUGUGCAUGAAGACACUAAACUUCAGUGCUGCACAUUGUGCAGCACUGACCCAGGAAGCACCUCUAGUGGCUGUCUGAGUGAAGGCCACUAGAGGUGUUACUAGACAGUAAUGUUUUCUCUGUAAAGCCUUUGUGUUUAUUAAAAAGCCUGCAGGGACAGGCUAUAGACACCAGAACAGCUACAUUAAGAUGAAGUUGUUCUGUUGACUAUAGUGUCCCUUUAAGGCUAUAUGGACUACAAGGGACACUGUCCAAGGUUCCUGGUACUUAUCUCCCUCCACCACCCCUUAUAGAUCAGGUGCCUACUCUGCCAAAUGGGAAAUCUGGCCCUGAGUACCACAGGGUUUCAAGUCACACCUCAUAACGUCAAAAACAAAAACUGUGACACCUGCACAAUGCACAUCAUUAUUUUAGGUAAGCUGCUGCCACCUGCUGGUCAACACGUGCCCCUGCAGUGGCACCAUUUCAUCACUAGGUCUCAAUCAAAUGACAAAACGACACAAAAUUAUUAAACACUGACUGGGUUAUUCACUACAGUGAGAACUCAAAUUGAGUUUCAAAUUUAGGGACAGAAAAUAAUUAUAAAAUUCUCCAAGUCAGCUAUCGUUUCCAUUCGACUUCUCUGGUCUUAAAUUUGAAAUUCACUUUGAAUUCUCACUUUAGUAAAUAACUGUGACAGACAGCAACAGAAAAGUAAUAUUUCUUUCAUGUAAAUGAGAGCUUCUCUCACUGCAUUAAUGUUUCAGUGUAUAUUCUACAAUACACAUUUUACUGUAUCUCCUGUAUUAAGUAGGGAUGGGCAAAAAAUUUGGUUCGGUUCGGAAAUUCGGGUAAGUAAAAAAAUUUGGCACUUCGGCAAUUCGGUUCAGCACUUCUGAAAUUCGGCACUUCGGCACUUCCGAAAUUCAGUUCGGCACUUCCAAAAUGCGGAACUUCGGCAAUUCGAAACUUUGGCAGUUCGGGACUUCAGAAUUCAGAACAUCUGUAGGUCUCCCUAACCCUACCCCUAACCACCACAACCACUUACACAUCUAUAGGGCUUCCAGUGCCCGGACUGCCACCACAACCAUUUACACAUCUGUAGUGCUCUCAGUGCCAGUAUUGCCACCAUAACCACUUAUACAUUUAUAGAGCUCCCAGGGCAAGAAAUUAUCUUAUUGGUCAAGAAUACUGUAAUCAUUCAUGUAAUUUUCCCUCCCUCGUUUAUUUUGACACUUUUCAGAAAUCCGAAGCACAUUUUCGGCACUUCCGAAAUUCGGCACUUCGGCAAUUCAAAUGUCGGACUUGCCCGAAAUUUCGUCUGAAUUUACAUUUCGAACGAAACGAAUUGCACAUGUCUAGUAUUAAGGCUGACUGGACUACAGAGACCACUGGCCAUGACUCCCGGUACUUAUCUCUCCCCUCCAGUGUAUUUAAUCUCAAAAAGGCACAUUAUAAUUGCAGUAAACAGAUGCCCCCAAGUGGUCAGACCUCUGUAGGCAGGUGCCUACACUGCCUGAUGGGGAAUCCGGCCCUGGCUUCAGUGCACCAAUCUUUUUUUGAUUAAAAUCAACCUUAUAUUCCUUUCAAUUUCUCUUGGCAGAGCACUGUAUGAGGUAGCCACAGAGCUUUUUCUAACCCGGCACUGCAUGUGUUUGUGCUUGGGCUGGUGGCCCACAAUCCCAAUACCCUCCAGGGCCAGACUGGCCAAUACGAUAUUUUGAGAGACUGCAGUAUUGGGGGUCAACGGGCGUCAGCCGAGUGAUGGGAAGCCGAACUGAUCACGUAGAUACGCACAGAAUUCUGUGAAUCCUCCCUCAUGAUGCACAGGUCAUACUGAUGGAGACUGCAGAGAUAUAUGAUGUGGCGGCCACCCCAAGAGAAGAGGGGUUUCCAACAGAGAUGUCCUUUCCUCUUAGUGUGAGUAGUGCUGUAGCAUUCCCAAGUAGUUAUCCAAGUGGCAAAAAAAAGCAGGUAAAGCUGGUAUAGCUCUUUCAUACAAUCACGAGACGAGGCUCUGUGUUGAGGGUGAAGUGAACUGGUUUUAAUGGGACCACACACUGCCUUUUAUGUGAACCCCCAUUUAAGGGGUCUACAAUAACACAUUCCAGGGGCAUUCCCCACUGGAUCUGAGAGGGGAGAGACACAAAGUACACAACAUAAUUAUAUUAACUCCUAGGUCCAGGACAUGCAUAGGUGUAAUCCUCCAAAACACCCAUUUAAAAGUGAGGUACCCCCUCAAGUAGUAUAUCCCCAGAUAGCCUGGAUCUGUGCACCCAACAUAUCUGAAAAGCACUCAGAUCCCACGAACGUAGCCAAAUCGCCACCGGGGUAUAGUUUAAACUGACUGCACAUGAGGCGCUUGUCCAAAAGAGUUCCAUGAAUUCAGCCUGUGCGGUCGGUCUCUUUCAGGAGUACGAAAUAUAACAAUAUAUGCGAAUAAACUGUUCGUGCGUAUGCUCACACCAUGUAUCUUGUUCAGGAGUAUGCUCCCACCGAACGCCGCUCCUUUUAGACGAAUGGAAACGGACACAGGUGGAAGUGGAAGUUCCGGUGGUGUUUGCACCGUCGAGUGUCUGAUAAUAGUUCCAUACACUCGAUGACCAAACACAGCUGGGUGCGUACGAAAACCAAGAUGGCCACUGCCUCGUGUUCGUCCAUCCAAACGACGGCCACCCAGCCGACCACUUAGAAUGUUGAAGUGAUUGUGGUUUUGUGAAAGUGUUAGUGAGGUCAAGUGGGUUAACGAGCAGCACACGGCUGUUCUGGGUGGUCCAUGUGUUCGGUACUUUAUUCGGUAUACAAAUCAAAUGGGGCAAUCUGUUCGGUGAGGUCCAUAUACCGAUUCAGUUAAUGAAAAACAGUAAUUUAGGAAUAAGGGAUCUGUUACAUAUGAUGUCACAUGUUGCGCCUCCAGCAGCCAUCUGUCAAUCUCAGAUAGUAAAGUGUCAGGAGGACCAUUCAUACUGGGAUCUGAGAAAUUUGUACACAAAAAAAGCUAUUGGUUUGUACCUGAGCUCUAACUAACUGUAAGGAUCAGUUACCAUCAAAAAAACUAUUACUAUUCAGAACGAGGUAUCAGUAUUCAGAAAGAACAGCCACUAUUCAGAAACGUCUGUCAGUAAUCGGACACUAAGAAGUCUUCGUUAUUAUCAAGAGCUAUCACAAACGACACAGAGCUUACACUAUUAAUAAGAGCUAUCACUAUCAAUAAUGACAAGCAAUAUACCUAGUGAAGACAAGUAUUUUAUUAAAACAUCUUAUGAUUUUGUCUGGGCAAAGGAUAAUACCAUGUUCCUCGGUAUUAAAAUACCAAGAAACAUAAAAAAAGUCAUAGAGGUUCAUUUUGUCCCCCUCAUAAAAUACACAAACAAGAUCUUAAAAGAAUGGGUUAGUAGGGAGAUUUCCUGGAUAGGGCGUAUAAAUACUACCCGUUCAUACAUUUUGCCCAAAUGGAACUCUCUCUUUAGAAUGCUACCAAUACAAGUCCCAAUUCCGUGGUUAAAAAUCAUACAGUCAGCUUUCUCUAAAUUCAUUUGGAAGGGGAAAAAACCCAGAAUAGGUUUUAAUUUGUUAUUUAAGAAAAAAAAAGACAGGUAUCUCGCUGCCCCAAAUAUAAUAGAAUAUCACAAUGCCUGCAUGUUGGCACAUGCUGUUAAUACUUUAAGGACAGAUCAAAAAGAUCAAGCUUGGUACCAAAUAGAGCAAUCACUAGUAGAGACAGACAGUCUGUCCGCCCUAUUUUGGGCAACAAGAAAGGAGAAAAACAAGAGCAAACCAGAUUGUCCAGGAAAUUGGAUUAUUAUUGAUAGUAUUCUGAGACACUGGAAUAAAAUCAAGAAAGACUUUAAUAUAGAAUACAGACAGUUUCCAUUCUUACCCAUGGUGGUGAUUAAGGGGAAUAUUGAGGAUGUUAAUACAGGGAGUGCAGAAUUAUUAGGCAAGUUGUAUUUUUGAGGAUUCAUUUUAUUAUUGAACAACAACCAUGUUCUCAAUGAACCCAAAAAACUCAUUAAUAUCAAAGCUGAAUAUUUUUGGAAGUAGUUUUAGUUUGUUUUUAGUUAUAGCUAUGUUAGGGGGAUAUCUGUGUGUGCAGGUGACUAUUACUGUGCAUAAUUAUUAGGCAACUUAACAAAAACAAAUAUAUACCCAUUUCAAUUAUUUAUUAUUACCAGUGAAACCAAUAUAACAUCUCAACAUUCACAAAUAUACAUUUCUGACAUUCAAAAACAAAACAAAAACAAAUCAGUGACCAAUAUAGCCACCUUUCUUUGCAAGGACACUCAAAAGCCUGCCAUCCAUGGAUUCUGUCAGUGUUUUGAUCUGUUCACCAUCAACAUUGCGUGCAGCAGCAACCACAGCCUCCCAGACACUGUUCAGAGAGGUGUACUAUUUUCCCUCCUUGUAAAUCUCACAUUUGAUGAUGGACCACAGGUUCUCAAUGGGGUUCAGAUCAGGUGAACAAGGAGGCCAUGUCAUUAGAUUUUCUUCUUUUAUACCCUUUCUUGCCAGCCACGCUGUGGAGUACUUGGACGCGUGUGAUGGAGCAUUGUCCUGCAUGAAAAUCAUGUUUUUCUUGAAGGAUGCAGACUUCUUCCUGUACCACUGCUUGAAGAAGGUGUCUUCCAGGAACUGGCAGUAGGACUGGGAGUUGAGCUUGACUCCAUCCUCAACCCGAAAAGGCCCCACAAGCUCAUCUUUGAUGAUACCAGCCCAAACCAGUACUCCACCUCCACCUUGCUGGCGUCUGAGUCGGACUGGAGCUCUCUGCCCUUUACCAAUCCAGCCACGGGCCCAUCCAUCUGGCCCAUCAAGACUCACUCUCAUUUCAUCAGUCCAUAAAACCUUAGAAAAAUCAGUCUUGAGAUAUUUCUUGGCCCAGUCUUGACGUUUCAGCUUGUGUGUCUUGUUCAGUGGUGGUCGUCUUUCAGCCUUUCUUACCUUGGCCAUGUCUCUGAGUAUUGCACACCUUGUGCUUUUGGGCACUCCAGUGAUGUUGCAGCUCUGAAAUAUGGCCAAACUGGUGGCAAGUGGCAUCGUGGCAGCUGCACGCUUGACUUUUCUCAGUUCAUGGGCAGUUAUUUUGCGCCUUGGUUUUUCCACACGCUUCUUGCGACCCUGUUGACUAUUUUGAAUGAAACGCUUGAUUGUUUGAUGAUCACGCUUCAGAAGCUUUGCAAUUUUAAGAGUGCUGCAUCCCUCUGCAAGAUAUCUCACUAUUUUUGACUUUUCUGAGCCUGUCAAGUCCUUCUUUUGACCCAUUUUGCCAAAGGAAAGGAAGUUGCCUAAUAAUUAUGCACACCUGAUAUAGGGUGUUGAUGUCAUUAGACCACACCCCUUCUCAUUACAGAGAUGCACAUCACCUAAUAUGCUUAAUUUGUAGUAGGCUUUCGAGCCUAUACAGCUUGGAGUAAGACAACAUGCAUAAAGAGGAUGAUGUGGUCAAAAUACUCAUUUGCCUAAUAAUUCUGCACUCCCUGUAUCAGCGGAUGGCCACAGAAGGGAAUUAAGACUAUCCAAGAGAUUAUAGCUAGAAAGGAAAUCAAGCCAUUCAACCAGCUACAAAUAGAGUUCGGGAUUGAUAACAAGGAGAUAUUUACAUACUUAAGAAUUAAGUUCUAUUUGGCGAAAUUCUUGGAUUUCCAGGUCGAUAAAAUCCUAAGUAAUCUUAAAAAGAUUCUGGAAACUCACAGAAUUAAAAGCCUUAUUACUAGAUGUUACGAGUUUUUAAAGGACUCUCAGAAGUCCCAUGUCUGGUAAUCUAAGACUAAGUGGGAAAAAGAUCUACAUAUUGAAAUGACUGAGCAAGAUAUGAUAAGCGCGAUAGUUAAAGUCAAUAAAUCGGUACAUUGCCUGAAUAUAGUAGAGAAUUUUUAUAAACUCCAUAAACAGAUGGUACAUGGUCCCUGAAAAAUUGGCUAAAAUUUAUAAAGAUCAGAAUCAUGUUUGUUGGAGAUGUGAUGAUGGGAAAGGAGACUAUCUCCACGUAUGGUGUCAAUGUAAAUCUCUAAGUAAUCUAUGGAAGAAUAUCUAUGAACAGAUUUAUAAUACCUGCCAGAUAUAUAUACCUUUCACACCACAGAGCUUUUUGUUACAUCAGGGAUGGCCCUCUGUGCCUAAUGAAAAAAGCAUGUUAAUAAUACACAUUUUAAUGGCAGCUAUGAUAGUUCUAGCUAGGCAUUGGAAAAGCAAUAAAGUGUUAGAGUGGGCUGAAAUUAAAAAACAAUUAAUAUACCAAUGUAAAAUGGAAAUCUGAAUAAUUCAAGGGAACUCUGUUGGUUUGACGAAAAUUAGUAGAUGGAAAAAUAUAGUUGACAAGCUGCUGGCUAGCAAUUAAGGUUUAUAAUAUAGAUGGUUUGUGAUGCCCCCGGUGUGUCUGGCCCCCGAGAGAAACUAGCUGCAAAGAUGUGCCCAUUUGGGAAGUAACUGCAUAUAUGGCUAUAAUAACGCCAGCUCCUCGGGACUGCAUGUGUGUCUGAGUGUGAAUGUUGUUUGGUGAUACCUCAAUUUUGCUAUUUAUGUAAAUUACAGACAUUGUAAUCUCACCGCGGUUCCUCUUAGCCUUGAAGUAUAGGGAUUCUAUGUACUUAUAUGUAACGUUACUCGAGGCACUGUCUGUAUAAAUGCACUUUAAAGACAUUUGUCUUAAUGGAGACACAUUUACUGGUACUUGAAUAUUUGUAUUGCUCAUUGAGGUAUUGUACGUAUUUUUGUAAAUUUGUAAAUUGUAAAAGAAAUUUGGAAAAAUAAAAUAUUUAAAUAAAACAAGAGCUAUCACAAACGAUACAAAGCUUACACUAUUAACAAGAGCUAUCACAAACGAUACAAAGCUUACACUAUUAACAAGAGCUAUCACGAACGAUACAAAGCUUACACUAUUAACAAGAGCUAUCAUGAACGAUACAAAGCUUACACUAUUAACAAGAGCUAUCAUGAACGAUACAAAGCUUACACUAUUAACAAGAGCUAUCACGAACGAUACAAAGCUUACACUAUUAACAAGAGCUAUCACAAACGAUACAAAGCUUACACUAUUAACAAGAGCUAUCACAAAUGAUACAAAGCUUACACUAUUAACAAGAGCUAUCAUGAACGACAAAGAGCUUAUACUAAUAACAAGAGUUAUCACUAACGACAGAAAGCUUAUACGAUUAACAAAGAGUUAUUACUAAUAAUAGAAUUUUUUAAUACAUCUCUAUGUAAAAUGUCCUGUUGGACGAGGACUAGUUUCAUUGUUUUGUUUGUUUUCUAUUCUCUAGUGAAUUUUUAUUUGUUUUUGUUAGAUAUAAACUGUCAGAACGUGUACAAUUCCCAGGAAGAGAGAAUUUCUCUAGAAUUCUAUGUAUUUUGAGUCAUUGAGAUAUGUCGGUUGUAAUGACUUCAUGGCUGCGGUAGUAGCAAUUUAGCGAGUAAUGAGUGUAUGUACGAGAUAAUUUUACCAGCUCCAGGCUUCUUGUGGUCUCCAUACACAACAGAACAACCACAUUCAGCUUAGUUGUUCUGAUGACUAUAGUGUCCCUUUAAUGGCGUGCAGCCUUAUGAAUGAUACUGUAAAGUUGAAACAUAUUGAUUUUUUUUGUAGGGUUUGUGUCAGUUAUUAUCAGAGUGUAAGUUCCAUGCUGUUGGACAAUGGAUUAUAGAUACAUUUACAGUCAAUGAAUGAAAUACAAUGUCAUAAGCCUCAGAUAUAACUCUGCAGAACAAGAUGCAGGUCAUUACUAAACAUAACAAUCUCUAACUCAUUCUGUUUCUUCGUUUCCCCAUCCAGUCCUGACUGCAGAAUUGGUGAAAUUUCAUUUCCCUAAACUGGUAGAAAUGCACAAUUAUGUCCCAGCUAAUUCAGCCCAGCAGAAGCUCAGCAACUGGACCACACUGAACAAGUAAGCACUCACGCAUGAUCGCUGUGUAGAAGUCCUGCUCACUCUCUGAAGACAUAGGGUUUCUAGUAAUGUUUCACUUCGUGGACAAUAUAUAAUAUCAAGGGCUCUUGCACCGACUCAGAGCUUCAUUCCUCUAACACAUUUACAUCUCUUAGAUCUGGUUCCCCAAUAUAUUUUAACCUGUGUGUGCACAAUCCUUUCCCAUCCCAUACAACUUUUACAAAUUUUACAAAUAUUGAGUAGAUUUUCUCUGAUAUGAGUGUUAUGUCUUUUGCCACGAAGGGCACUCUAAGCAUGAUCCGCAUUGUCGCGAUAUGGUGUCCGGACCCAGAUAUUUUCUUCAUAUGUUCCGAGAUGUUCGGGGCUGUUCAUACUGAGUAAAUUAGCUACCGGAUUGGCAUGUGAUGUCCUGUGAACAUGCACACACAGUCCUAUUCAGCUAUUCCGCUCACGACUGUGCACACAUGCAACAUGUACCACAAACCUUUGAGAUAUUGUUACAAACAUUUUUAUAAGUGAUGGUGUAUCUCUCUUUUAUUGUAGUACAGGUAUAACUUAUACAAUUUUUUUAAUAUAAUUGUCAUUUCAUUAACUGACAAACACAGUACCAAUAAAACAAUUAUUUAAAUAUUGUUACAGCAAAGCUGAAAAAAUUAAGAUGAGGUCAAAAGCUGGGUGGAGGGGGGGAGAGGUGUGAGGGGGAAGUUAUGGAGCCAAACAGGAUAUGAAUAAAACAAGCUGAGCAGGGUUCUUGUACCAAAACCACUGGAAUAACCCGUAAUGAUGCAAUAAACCUUAAUGAUACAACAAGCACCAAGCAAAUAAUGGUUUGAUAUAAAUAAACUGUAAUAAGACCAUGCGCUUUAAUAAUACUAAAAUCAGUAAUAAUGCAAUAAAGUGUAAUGGUGCGUAAUAAGCGGUAAUACCAUAAACUGUAACACUACAAUAAACUAUAGUGAUUAUGGUGUAAUAUUCCCUCCCGUGAGCGCUCCGUACUGCAAAAAAUCUUAAAAUGAUUAUUGCCAAGUGCAGGAUGCUUGUGGGUAUGAUUUCACCCGGAUAAAAUAGAUUAGAAUAUGAUGUAAAUUUAACAAGAUUUCUAAAAAGCUGCUGCUAAUACCUGCCAUACCGCACAAAAUAACAUUGAUCUAGAUGCCAAAUGUAGACCUGGAAUCCAUUGUUCCCUCCACCUUCUUAACAGAGCGAUGUGCCUUCCAUCAGCCAAUAUCUGAUAGCCUGCACGUAGAAAUGACUUAAUAGGUUAUGUCAUUGAACCACAACACUUUUCUGUCUCCUAGGAAAGUUUUCACUAAACUGAAUUUUUCUGUACCGGAUGACGUGAUUCGUAAAGUUAUCCAGUGCUCCCCGGGGGUGGUGGAGCUUGUUCUUAAUACUUUACGACAGAAGAUCGAGGAAAAGCAGAAACAAAGUCAAACCUCAGGGGAUUCCACCAAGGUAACGCAAACUGCGUUGGAACAGCAAUGGUGUACCCCACAACGCAUUUCACCUUAUUUCCAUGCGCAAUACAGAGAUCACAUAUUUAUUAAUGUAAAUAUCAUUGAUACAAUACAAUGACACUAUAUAAUAAUGCUACCUAUUGUAGCAGCAAAAUUGUCCAUAUAUAAUGUUCAAAAGAAAUAUAUCUUUUAGUUGUACUAGCUGAAGAGUCCAGCAGGGGGUGCUAUGUUCUAGCCAAUCUACACCUGACCACUUACAAGUAGCCUGGCUUACAUUCCUCUUGGGUUAAUACUACAUUAAUGCUAUGGUUCCCAGCACAUAAAUUAAUUCAAAUAAUUCAGAAUUAUUGCAGCAAUAAAUGUUUAUCUGUAUUUUCACUCAGGUGCAGAGUCCACGAGCUGAAGCCAAUAAUCACACCGAAGCAGGUAAAAUAAACAGAGCACAGAAUUCUAUAAAUGAAUAUUGUUAGUUUCAGGUGCGCACAGGUCUAACUGAUAAUUAAAACAAUUGACACAGGGCGCCUAUCUGCACUGCAUGAGUUUGUACUUAGCUACAUAAACAGGAAAUAGCAUUAAAAAAUAAAAUACAAACUUUAGAUAUAUUGUAGCAUGUAUUAAUGUAUUUUAUAUUGCCUUUCAAAAUGGUUCUGUUAUCUCGGGGGUGACAUCCCGUCUUAUGAUACAUAGUAAUUUGUAAUACAAUAAGCCCGGGUGCCUCCUGAGGCUGUAGCUCGUGUCACUCUCGCACAUGUAUAAUAGUACAGCGCUGAGGCCUAUGGGAGAUCCCACAAGGCUGCAUGCCCCUCCAUAGAGCUUGCACAAUGGUGAUGCCUGUUUUGAAGCUCUGCAUUGUGUUAUGUUUUGUCAACUUCAACUUCCUGACUUUGUCUCUUGAAAUUGUUUGACUGUUUUGGAAUGUCAUGGAAAUUCCACUGCAAUCAAUAUAAAUAUUUCAGAUUUUAAGACUUUAAGAAAUGUUUAUUCCCUUUUCCAGUCUCUCCUAAUGAUAUCACUGUUAGUAAGGCAUGCCAAUAAUGCACACUACCCAAAACAGUGUGUGUGGAAGGCAUGGAUGUAUUGAGCGGACAAGAAUCCCUAACAGCCAAUUCCCCCACCCCCGGGGCUGCCCAGGCAAGCAGUAUCCUGAAGUCCUGAAGAAAUCAAAUGCUGGCAGGAAUGCCCUUUGCUGUUAAUGAUGUGCCUGUCCAGAGCUUUCUGGUGACUUGUAACUGUUGUCCUCAGAAGCAAGACACCAGGGAAAUGUCAUGGAACUGCAGAAUAAUAGACCCAAAAUUAGAAGUGUACCUCCCAGGUUGUGAAUCUCAGACGGUAUCCAUAAAGCGUUUUGAAAUGCAUUUAUUUCCUGACAUGUGACCAGGCCCUCACAGUGAAUCUCCUAAAAUAGCCGUGUUCCGUACCGACUAAAAACAGAACCCUAUCCUUGGCUUUUUAGAAUGGCUUCAGUAUGGAACCAAGGACUUCAUGUUAUCUGUGUAUUAGCAAGAUCUCCCUUAGAAAGCAAGGACAUGAAUCACUGUAUUUUGAUUCAAGGAUUCAUACAUCUUCGAUGUUCUUUUACGCAGCAGAUACAUUUAAAAUAUCACCGUCUGCGCAUUCAAAAACUUCACUGCUAUAAAGGUCAAUGCUAAAAUGAUGGCGUGUUUGUAUCAUAGCAGAGUCAUAAAUCUUCUGCAAAAAGAACGUCACGAACAGAAGGAUGGUGUAAAAAGAGGUUAACUUUAGGGAAGAAUUUAACAAUAGGGUAGGCUUAUAAUAUUGGAGGAUUUUCAGGUUGGGGAGUUCUUAGAAGACAUUGGGGUUAUGAUCGAAUUUUGGCGGCAAAUUUCAAUUUAGUUUUUGUCAUAGUCUUUUGACUAAAAAGCUGCUCUAUUCAUAUUUUAGUCAUCAGAAUUUAAUGGGUUUAGAUAAAGCCUCUGUCUGUCUCUUUUGCCCCUUCCCCAGCACUUCUGUGUCUCUUUGUGUCCUCCCAGCCCCGCUAAGUGUCUCUCUACCAAACCCCAGUGUGUUUCUUUGCCCCUUCCACAGUCCGUCUGUUUAGUGUUAAUUUUGGCAUCAAAUUUCUAUUUAGUUUUAGUUAUAGUCUUAUUUUAGUCAUCUGAAUUGUUUUAGUCUAGUUUUAGUCGACUAAAUCUCAAAAAGUUUAGUUGCCUAGAAUUUGACUAAAAUUGUUAGUCGACAAAAGUAACACUGGUUAUGAUAAACGGGGCUUAGGAUAGGUCACCAUAGUUUUAAACACUCCAUAACUGUACAUCCUUAAACCUACAGCUAGGGGGUACAUUUCUUGUUAUUAUUAAACUACCUUCAUUGAAGCUUGGCAGCUAUACAGAAAGCUACACAUACAACUUGCACAGUUUUGUUCUGCUUCUGCAUAGACUGUACAGCUGGUGAUUAUAAAGAUUAAUGAAUCUCAUCAUUCACGUCUGUUUACCACCCAGGUUAUUCAACAAAACAUAAAGCUAAUGGAACAGAGAACAGCCAGCAGCCCGCUGUAAAAAGUGAUCAAGGAAGGUAAUAAACGGAUAGUCAUCAAGCUUCCUUUCUUUACUCUGCUAUCCACAAUCUACUGUUGGAAUUCUGAGGACUUUUCUGAGUUUAUUAAGCUCCGUCAGUUUUAUACAAGAGAUAAACAAUCCAACUUUACGUUUAAUAAUGGCCGGCCUGUCAAUGUGACUCUUAUUUAGUCGGUUAUAAUCCUUUAUUUAUUUUUAAAGCCUAUAGAGAACACAUAGUUUAACAAGGUCUCAUACUGGGUGUCUUGUUUCAUUAUUCCAUAGAAUGUAUGUUUUGGCCAUAUUUGCCAAUCCUGAUAUUGUCUUUGUUCCCCAGUAAACCUCACCAAGGAUAUGCCCAGGCUGCCAAUUCAGAUGUCACAUUCCGCAUACAGCUGGCCGAGAAGGAGCAAGCUUUGAUGGCAUCUCAGGAAAACGUUCAGGUGAGGGGGCCAUGGCACAAUGGACAACUCCGUUAUUAUGGACACAAUGUCUUAUCACAUCACCUAAAUAAUAAGAAUAUUAAUUAUUUAGAAAUGAUUGCUCAAUCCCAGAGCUUAAAUGUUUUUACAGCAGAUGCCCUGGACUUCUUACGAAUGAAUGAAGGUACAGUAUUGCCAAGCGCUAGGUAUCUAUUGCCAGUUUUAGGCCAAUGCAAACAUAGGGUUAUGGUUACUGGAAGAUACUCUUGCCACCAACACUCUGGAGUACUCUAAUUCAAUAAGAUAAAGCUAUAUUAGUUUUAUAUAGCAAAGUGCAAUGAUGACAUUAAACACAACUGUAUUAAAAAUAUACCAGUUUUAAAGGAACACUAUAGGGUCAGGAACACAAACAUGUACUCCUGACCCUAUGUCACGUAUUCUUUGUCUCCAUGUGACAAAAAUGGAGAUAAUUACCUUCCGAAGAUAGAGGGGAGUGCCGCUCGGCGAUCUUCUGCUAUCAUGCCUGGCUUUUGCGGCAUGUCAGUGGACACUGGACGCCGCAGACCCACGCAAUUAUAUAACCCCACAUCCAUCCAUGGUAAAGACGACGUCGACAUGCGUGUGAUGUCACACAAAAGACGAACACGCACGUUUUGGGGUCAAGGGCUAGGUACAGCCAAUCGGAUCUGCAAAAGGGUUAUUCAAACUCUCAUAUUCCCUUAGCUCAUUGCCCUGUCAUGGUUUCCCCUAGAUUGUUUCUAUCACAGUAAAGGAGGAGACUAUAUUUAAAAGAAGAAAAACUACCACAACAAGAGGACAUAGUCUUAAAUUAGAGGGACAAAGGUUUAAAAAUAAUAUCAGGAAGUAUUACUUUACUGAGAGGGUAGUGGAUGCAUGGAAUAGCCUUCCAGCUGAAGUGGUAGAGGUUAACACAGUAAAGGAGUUUAAGCAUGCGUGGGAUAGGCAUAAGGCUAUCCUAACUAUAAGAUAAGACUAGGGACUAAUAAAAGUAUUUAGAAAAUUGGGCAGACUAGAUGGGCUGAAUGGUUCUUAUCUGCCGUCACAAUCUAUGUUUCUAUGGUUAUCUGAGAGUGUGUUCCUGAUCGUGUUUUUCUGGUUAUUGACUUUGGCUUCGUUUUGACUUCCUUCGUUUCUGGUACCCUUGACUUUUGGCUUUUCCUUAUCGCUGUGUAUCGUUCUGUGUCCCUGACCUAAGCUAGUUUUUUUUAACUAUUCUCGGGUACAUUAAGUCCGGCCAUUCUCAGGUCCGGUAAGACGUUACCCUUAGUUGUAGGGUGUGAUACUAUUCUGUGUGCUGGAUCAAUAUAAUCCUGACACCCUAUUGUGUUAAAAACAACAUCCAACCUCCUUCCCCCUUUAAAUAUUGUAAAAUCUUACAUUUAUUCCAGUCUGCUGCUGUUGGCUCUUUCCCUGAUCUGCCUGCUUGACUGACAAUGUCUAAAGUGUUGAUCUGAACCAAUCACAAUGUUUUCACAUAGGAAAGCAUUGGAUUGGCUACGACUCAAGGAGGCAGAUCAGGGGCAGAGCCAGUACAAGCCAAACACAGCCCUGGCCAAUCAGUAUCUCAUUCACUGUCUUCAUGCAGAGGGUGGAGACACGGAUUGUCAGUCACACUGUGCAGCACUUCCCCAGGAAGCACCUCUUGUUAUUCCUCCUGAGAAGUCUUGUUUUUUAAAAGUAGGGACUAUUUUUUUCUUAUGUAUAACUUGUAGAUUGACUAAAUCUGUCAAACGGUGGAUCUUUUGUUAAGUUUGUCAUUGGCCGUCAACUUUAUACUCACCUCCCUUCAGUGCUAUGUCCUGUCUGGCAGCGUUGUGUCAUUCAUUGUUUGUUUUCACUCUCACGCACCCCAGGAAGGCCAGACAAGUGAGUGUCCCUGGGCUUCUGGUUUUGUCCAAAGAACAGCCAAAAAUCCAAAUAAAAAACAAGCAGUCCAGCACUGCCUAGUACUUGUAAAUCCCCUUUAAUGUGUACUCACAGCAGCAAUGUUUCAACCCAGAAGUAGGGUCUUCAUUAGGGAAUUUAUAAAUACUAAAUGCUGGACACUCUGUUUUGUUUUGUGGCCCUUUUCCUUUUGCUUACUGUCCUAAAAAGCUAUCUCACUGGUACGUGCCCUAACUACAGUGUCUGUAGCGCCAGUAAAACCACGGGAUUGAUCCUUUCAAAGAUACCAUACCAUGAGGAUGAUUGAGUUGGGUAAUACCUAGGUCCAGGAAGUGUUUGAAGACCAGCAGAGCCUGAACAUAGCCGUUGUGCUUAUAUAUUAUAUCUCCUUAGAUCCUGCAGGUGAAAUUGCGCAGAAUGGAACAACUCCUUCAAAUGAAAAAUGUCCGAAUUGACGAUUUGACUCGGCGACUGCAAGAAGCUGAGAAAAGAUGAACGCGGGUCCUGCCAAGUGUUUUAUUUCUAUUGAAUUUUUUAAUUUUUUUAUCACAGAUAUACACUAAAAUCAGUACUAUAAAUGGCAGAAUCCCUGUCAUACUAUAAAUAUAUCCGUACGGACAGAGAAAGUCUUCUGCUCGGGGAAACAAAAUCUUCCUAAAAUGAAUAAACAACAAUUGAGCAAUUUCAAUGAUUUUGUGUUAAUAUUGAAGGGACGCUCCUAGCAGGAGAUAACCCUCAUUUUAUUGUAUUAUAUGGAUAACGCAUUACAAAUAUACAAGACUAAAUGAAAGUACAACAAAUAAGAAACUCACCUGUAAGUUCUUGCAUCUGAUAGAUUUGUAAAUGGUUUGCAUUCUCCUGUACAGAGAUUUUCCCACAUUGGAAGUCGCUGAACCCUUUCAGACAGUCUCAGGGCCCCAAUUAUUUUAUCUAAGCCCGCUGAGCAUUUCUCACAAGUCAGUCACUGCCCAGCAAUAUUGCACUAAAGGGAACCAUCAAACUAAGGUAACAAUUGGACUUUUUCUUCAAAGGGGCACUUUAAGGACCAUAAGCACUGUAACCUGCGAUUGGCUAGUACUCACAGGUUCCCCGGCUUCUGGUCUUCACAAAGUGGUUGAAACAGAAGUUCUUAUUCUGCUUCUAGUCAGUGUUAAUUUGUGCAACUUUCCACAUCAUUCAUUGGCAGCAAGUAUCAUCUGACACUCUCAGCCAAGAACUUCGGUAAGUUUAGCAAUACAUGAUUGCUCUCGGUGGAGCCCAAGUAACUGGCAAACUGUCCACAGAUAGUUUGACCCUAUACUGAGAGAUGGUGCCAGGAGAUUCCAGCAGGCCUUAGUGCUUACAAUGCUGUUCCAGUAGAUUUGCCAUUUUUCGCAAUGCUCUAUCUCUCCAUACUAAAUGGCAAUGUAUUUUCCUGAACGCCUUCAUCAAGUGUGAAUUACCAUGUAAUCAUUCUAAUUAGUCUGGGGUUUAUAUCAUCUUCUUGUUUAUAGUACUAAUAUCAGACGGAAUAAGCCAGUUUCUCAGAUCACAAUUAUCCAAUAAAGAUACAAUAAUCCAUUAAAAAAAUAAAUCUUUAUGCAUUACAGAGAUCCAUAAUUUGAAAACAUUGUAUUAAAAAAAUCAAUAGUUCACGAUCUACC